GGUGUAAAUUCCGUUGAUCCAUUCAAGAAUCAUCAUGGGGCUACCUGAUGGUUGUUUGGAGGGAGCCGUGGGCGGUGCAAUCCUGGGUAUCACGACUACGGUAAUGCUGGCGGCUACAGGAAAGCUGGCCGGUCUGAGCGGCAUCUUCGACGGAGUCUUUUCGCGGACGCCCGGACGGGGCUGGAAAGUGCUCUUCUUAUCGGGUUUUAUCGUGGGAGGCGUUGUCGCGGGAAUCGUUUACCCAGCUGGUCUAGACCAGACCGGUGCCCCUGCUUUGUCUCUCCUGCGGUUCGCGGUCGCGGGUUUUCUCGUGGGCUUGGGCACCAGGCUUGGCAGCGGGUGCACGAGCGGGCACGGGCUGUGCGGUCUGCCGCGGCUGUCGAGGCGCAGCAUCGUCGCAACGCUCACGUUUCUCACCAGCGGCAUCGCGGCGGCAAGCGUGUCGGCGGCCUGGAAUGACAGCGCCAGCGGAGGGGCUGUGCUCGAAACGCACGAGACGCCCAUGCUGGCGGCGAGGUACGCAUCCCUCGCGGCAGCAGCUGUGGGCACACUUCUUACCCUGACCAAGCGAGAGGAACGUGCACAGUGGAAGGCACACCUCGCGUCCUUCCUGUGCGGAGGCAGCUUCGCCGGAGGGCUCGUGAUUUCAGGCAUGACCCAGCGUGCCAAGGUCGUCAACUUCCUCGCGCUCAGGCGCAACAGCUGGGACCCGUCCCUGAUGUUCGUUCUCGGCGUCGGCGUGAUGGUCGGUCUCGUGGGCUUCCCCCUCGUCACCAGAAGCCUCGGCGCGCCGCUGUGCCGUCUCCCGGCCAAAGCGGAAGAGGAGCAGUCGCUGGCUACCGGUGCGCCGCUCGCUGAGAAGUUCGAGAUCCCCACAGGCACUGAGUUGGACGUGCCGCUGGUGCUGGGGGGCUGGCUGUUCGGCAUCGGUUGGGGAAUGGGCGGACUCUGCCCUGGCCCCGCUGUAGUUGCGGCGACGUUCGGUCUCCCCGGCCCGUUCCUCGCCUUCAUGCCUUCCCUUGUGGUAGGAAUGAAGGCGGCUGGGCGGCUCAAGGGCGCCCUGUCUCUUCCCCACCCAAGCUGGGUGACGGGAGGUGCGGUCCUGCCGCCCAACGUGACUCAAGUUGUCCCAUUGUCUGGCACUUGAGGCCAGAAGUCGAAGAGAGCCAUCAUUUUCUUUCCUUGCCUUUCCGUCGCGGCGUGGAGAAGGGACGUCUUUGGUUGAUUCUCCUCAACGGCGGUGGCAUUUCACCUCAAGGUUCUUGUCACUUUCGGAACCAACUCGAGAUGGCCCCCAUCGUCCGAGCAACUGAUAACGUUAAUUAGAGACGAGGACGAUGAGGGAGCAUGUGGAUAGGUGGCUCUUGAUGGAAGGAGGCAACAGAAGACGGUGCAGCAGCCGAGGACACCCCACACCUGUUGCCCACAUGUGUAGCCAUCAUUUCUCUUCCUCUUUGUACAUCUAGUGUUAUGAUACGUCGUAUUUUAGGCCCGGUUGGCAAGCGAAGUGGCGUGGCGUGGGGCGUGUGAUGCUACGGUACCGAGAUACGACGGUCGGUACCCGGCAGAACGAUGAACUUCGCGCUUGGGUAACGAGUAGGCAUGAAACGCAGAGCUUGGCAAGCUGCAGUUAGUUUCAAUCUCACACAUUGUAGUCAGUUGAUGUGCAGGCACACUUGUAGUUUUUUUUUUUUUCAUUUAGGUUGAUAACUUAGGCUGAAAGAUUGACGACGAACCAACAUUGUGACCAUUUACAUUCUGAAGCCCGAUAGGGGUUUUCGUUGUUGAGUUGGUUUUAGAGUCGGCGAUCUCCCUGUGUGUUGACUAAAAGCUGGUUGUUUUUCUUCGGUCGAUGUUCGCGAGGUUACUCUGUGUGAUGUCCGAGUGACGUGGAAAGAGGUGGGCCUUGCCUUAUCCAGAGGCUAUCUGGUUGUGUACUUGGCCAUGCAUGAACUGCCUCUUCCUCGCCGGGCCCUGUUCU
Messenger RNA from Ectocarpus sp. CCAP 1310/34, 1981 nucleotides. Lineage: Eukaryota; Phaeophyceae; Ectocarpales; Ectocarpaceae. The record is from the annotation of a GenBank genome assembly.